ACGGACCUAUUAACACCGGCGAAACACCUCAACGAUAUGGGCUCCAAUCUGGCCUCGAAUAAAUCAAUUGCACUGCACGGUUUUAUGGUGGGUCAGCUGCAGCCAGACUGUCUCCGGGAGGACAGUUUAUUGGCCCUGGAGAGGUUCCAUCAUUCGCCUGGGCCACAGAGGUGGCCGAAGAAAGAACAAGAUCCUGUUAGUUCAAGAUCGCACGAGAGGAAAUCAAAGGGUGAAAUUAGUAGAGAGUUGAAUACUAGAGAUAAGACAAAUGAUGGUAGAAUGGAAAAAGAGGAGAGCGACUUGAAAGCAACAGAAGCAGGACUCCGGGUUAAUGAAAAUGAUGAGCAAGAAGAGAACGAAGUAGAGAGAGAGGAAGAUGAAGAAAAGGGGGAAAAGGAGAUAUUAGAUCCUGAGAAGGUUGGGGAAGAAUCGCAAACUUGGUCAAGCAUAUCCCGAAUUCAGUUUCCAACACAGACCAGGCUCCAUCAUCCCCUAUCUUUGCUCUGCUUAAGUGUCCACUAUGGACGCAGCUUACAGGUUCCAACACAAAAGAUGGAUCACACUUAA
Protopolystoma xenopodis is the source of this 567-nucleotide messenger RNA. The record is from the annotation of a GenBank genome assembly. Lineage: Eukaryota; Metazoa; Platyhelminthes; Monogenea; Polystomatidea; Polystomatidae.